This is a messenger RNA of Mauremys mutica (yellowpond turtle), 1589 nucleotides long. Its product is annotated as zinc finger protein 160-like. Lineage: Eukaryota; Metazoa; Chordata; Testudines; Geoemydidae. Gene Ontology annotation, molecular function: RNA polymerase II cis-regulatory region sequence-specific DNA binding; DNA-binding transcription factor activity, RNA polymerase II-specific. Gene Ontology annotation, biological process: regulation of transcription by RNA polymerase II. The record is from RefSeq and is a predicted model, not a curated record. Gene Ontology annotation, cellular component: PcG protein complex; transcription regulator complex. The transcript has a single exon. The coding region runs from base 4 to 1449 and encodes 481 amino acids.
CACAUGGGACAGAAACCCUAUCAAUGCCUUAACGGCAGGAACUCUUUGAAUUGGAAGUCAGCACUGACUACACAUCAGAUAAGCCACAUAGGAGAGAAACCCCAUAAGUGCUUGGCCUGUGGGAAAAGUUUCAUACAUAGGUCAGCCCUUGUUAAUCAUCAGGCCAUUCACACUGGAGAGAGACCCCAUAAGUGCUUGGACUGUAGGAAAAGUUUCAUACAUAGGUCAGCCCUUGUUAAUCAUCAGGCUAUUCACACUGGAGAGAGACCCCAUAAGUGCUUGGACUGUGGGAAAAGUUUCACACACAGAUCAAAUCUUAAACAUCAUCAGUGGAUUCACACAGGACAGAGACCCCAUAAGUGCUUCCACUGUGGAAAAAGUUUUGUACAUAGGUCAGACUUUGUUAAACAUCAGGCUAUUCACACUGGAGAGAGACCUUAUAAGUGCUUGGACUGUGGGAAAAAUUUUAUACGGAGGGCAGCCCUUGUCAAACAUCAGGCAGUCCACACGGGGGAGAGACCCCAUAAGUGUUUAGACUGUGGAAAAAGUUUUAUAUGGAAGUCAGGCCUUGCUAAUCAUCAGGCAAUCCACACUGGAAAGAGACCUCAUAAGUGCUUAGACUGUGGAAAAUGUUUCAUACAGAGGUCAGACCUUGUUAAACAUCAGGCAAUCCACACUGGACAGAGACCACAUAAGUGCUUGGACUGUGGGAAAAGUUUUAUACGGAGGUCAAACCUUGUGAAACAUCAAGCAAUCCACACUGGAGAGAGACCCUAUAAGUGCUUAGACUGUGGGAAAAGUUUCAUACAGAGGUCAAACCUUGUGAAACAUCAGGCAAUCCACACCGGAGAGAGAUCCCAUAAGUGCUUAGACUGUGGAAAAAGUUUUGUAUGGAAGUCAGGCCUUGCUAAUCAUCAGGCAAUUCACACAGGAGAGAGAUCCCAUAAGUGCUUAGACUGUGGAAAAAGUUUCAUACAGGGGUCAGACCUUUUAAAACAUCAGGCCAUCCACACAGGAGAGAGACCCCAUAGGUGCUUGGACUGUGGGAAAAGUUUCACACAGAGAUCACAUCUUAAAACACAUCAGAGAAUCCACACAGGAGAGAGACCCCACAAGUGCUUGGACUGUGGGAAAAGUUUCAUACAGAGGUCAGACCUUGUUAAACAUCAGAUAAUCCACACAGGAGAGAGACCCCACAAGUGUUUAGACUGUGGGAAGAGUUUCAUAAGGAGAUCAACCCUUCUUAAUCAUCAGGCAAUCCACACAGGAGAGAGACCCCAUAAGUGCUUAGACUGUGGGAAAAGUUUCAUACGGCAGUCAGGCCUUGUUAGACAUAAAGUAGUCCACACAGGAGAGAGACCCCAUCAGUGCUCAGACUGUGGGAAAAGAUUCAUGCAGAGUUCAACCCUUGUUAAACAUCAGUCAAUCCAUACAAGGGGAAGACCAUAAGUGCUUGGACUCUGGGGAAGUUUCAGAAUCAGUUCAGCCCUUCUAAACAUCAGGCAAAACACACAUAGUGUUUAGACUAUGGACAAACAUUUCAAAUAGAUGUCAGCCCUUGUUUUACAUCAGAGAAUCCACCCAGGGAG